Magallana angulata is the source of this 5589-nucleotide messenger RNA. RefSeq names its product cytosolic carboxypeptidase 2-like. Lineage: Eukaryota; Metazoa; Mollusca; Bivalvia; Ostreida; Ostreidae. The record is from RefSeq and is a predicted model, not a curated record. Gene Ontology annotation, biological process: proteolysis. Gene Ontology annotation, molecular function: zinc ion binding; metallocarboxypeptidase activity. The transcript is spliced from 30 exons. The coding region runs from base 706 to 4749 and encodes 1347 amino acids.
UAUUCCGUACAAAUACACUCAAUGUACUUGCAGUCAUAUCCCAAUACACAGUAGAUCUAUUUUUUGGGGUGUAUAGAUUCAUUAGAUUGAUCGGGCUGCUAUAUCGGGUGGACUGAUUUUGUUUGAUUAGGCGUACCCAGGGUAUUAGCCAAUUAACUCCUUUUAAGCAUCACAAUGGAGUUUCGAUGGUAUCAGCUGCUAUGGUAGAUUUCUAUGAGGACAGACCUUUUGAAUUGUGAAAAAAAAAUUUAAUAGAUAGUUUUUCUGUCCCCAUGUCAUGAAGAGUAUCCAAAUGUUGAAUGUGUGCUGUCGAAGGAUUCUGUUAUUCCAUAGAAAAAAGGCUUUUUAAAAUGUCUAACAUGCUAGUAUAAAGGGAGACUGUUGAAUUAGCCUUUUCAUGUCGGAGCCUUUCAUUUUGCUGACAGUUUUAACCUCACAGCCUUGUGCUUGAAAAGGUAGAGAGGGGAGUUUAAGGCUAUCACUAUUCACCGAAUGAUUAGGGAUUAGUACUGUGAACUUAAAGAGAGGGGGAAAAUACAACACUACCAAAUGGCUCAUUCCCUUAUAAGCUGAUUGAAAAUUAAAACAUGAGCCGAUUCUCAAUCGUUGUCGUAUUCCUGAUGGCCGAAGCAGAAAGUGAUUCCUAGCACCAUGGACUAUCAGCAGCAUUAAUGGUAGACACUGGACCGCUUAGGGGCGAUAGAUAUGAAGACACGACAGGUGUCGUCUGCUCCCUUGGCUGGUUCCCCUCUCAGCAGCCGGUCAACCAGCAGCAGCAGCCUGUCGUUCGAAGGGAUUCCCGACGAAGUCACUCGCCUCUCCGAGGAAAAAAGCAGAAACCUGAAAGGAGGAGAUGAGACAGUAUGGAAGGAGGAAAUUCGGAAGCGUAUGGAAGAUGAGCUGAACGCUCGAGUACGUGAAGCCCUAGAGACCCCUCCACUCGAACGAGCCGAGCGCCAGCGACUGUCCAAUCAACAACAGCAGCAGAGUGCUCGCAGCAAACUUGAGAAACUCAACUCACAUCUCCUGUUUGAACUCAACGACAAAAACCAUGCAUAUCUGAAGGCAAGAAAGUGGCGAGCUCUUCAGGCCAAGAAGCAGAUGCAAAACUUGAUGAGGAUGAAUUACACCCUGACCCCCGCUCCAACCAGCACUAUAGAUGUCAUCUUCAAAGACAAACUCUCUAAAUCCAAUCAGGAUGAGUUUCCGGGUGUGUUUGGCCUGCAGACUUUUUCAGAAGGAAUUAAAGACAGGAACAGUUUAGAUAAAUACCCCUCCCUUAAACAAAUUCACAGACAGUUCUAUACCAAGGAUGGUUUCCUUGCUGCCUUAGACUCGGGACAUUUUCCUGAUGGGUCAAAAUUUGACUGUAAUGAAAAUGGUGCAUAUAAAGACAGAUUUGGGGUGUUGAGAGAUCAGCAUGGCCCCUUCUGGCCAGGGGAGUGGGGCCCACUCUUUCCCACCCCUAGAUUCAUGUGGUUUACAGACAUACCAGAAGAACCCCUGUUUACAUCUGCUCACAAUCAGCAGUUUACAAAAACUUUUGACAACCAGCAGACACCAUAUACCUCAAAAUGGCGGGGAGUGCUGAUAGUGUACGAUUCGGAACGAAGCAGUCGCGACCACUCUCCGCAGCCGGUACCGGAGGGGUGCUGUCCGAACCUUGUCUUUGAAUCCAGAUUUGAAAGUGGAAAUUUAAGACAAGCUCGUAGAGUGGGUCAGUGUGAAUAUGAAUUGGUGCUAAAAACAGACUUGUACACAAACCGCCACACCCAGUGGUACUACUUCAGGGUCCAGAAUGCCGUCCCAGGGGUGGUGUAUAAGUUCAGGAUUGUCAACCUACUCAAAAAAGACAGUCUUUAUAAUUAUGGAAUGAGACCCCUCUUAUACUCUGAAAGUGAUGCUAAGAACAAAUCAAAAGGCUGGAUCAGAGCGGGCCAUCAUAUUAGUUAUUCUAGGAAUAUAAUGCAUUUACACUGCCCCCUGCUCAUGAGAGGAAUUCCUUACUAUGAGUUGGAAUGGCAAAUGGAUUUUCCCAAUGCCGAGGACACGUAUUAUCUUGCCCAUUGUUACCCAUAUACAUUUACUGAUCUCAAAGAAGAUUUAGAUGCCAUGUUGAACAACCCUGAGAGACGACAGUGGAUCAAACGGGAAGUUCUGUGUGAAACCCGCGCCGGGAAUAGCUGCUUUCUGGUCACCUGCACCAACUUUGACACGUCCAGAGAGGAGCAGAUCAAGAAGAAGGUGGUGGUGGUGACGGCGCGUGUCCACCCCGGGGAGUCCCAGGCCAGCUGGAUGAUGAAGGGUCUGCUGGACUACAUCACCAGCAGUGACACACUCGCAAAGGAACUUCGCAAUAGGUUUAUAUUUAAAGUGGUUCCCAUGCUGAACCCUGAUGGAGUGAUUGUAGGAAAUUACCGGUGUUCUUUGGCAGCCAGGGAUCUGAACCGGAAUUACCGGCAUCCCAGGAAGGAGAGUUUCCCCACAGUCUGGUUCACAAAGAGCAUGAUGGAGAAAAUCCUAGAGAGACAUGAUAUUCUCCUUUACUGUGACCUGCAUGGACACAGUAGAAAACAUAAUGUGUUCAUGUACGGCAACAACACCUCUGAAGUGGAAGCAGAGGAUGGCAUUGGUGCUGCCCAGGCUUAUCUCAGAGAGAGGCUCUUCCCUUGGCUCAUGUCUCAGAGAUCUCCAGACAAGUUUUCCUUUCCUUCCUGUAAAUUCCAAAUCAAAAGAUGCAAAGAGUCCACAGGUCGUGUGGUGAUGUGGCGCCAGAUGCGGGUCCUCAACAGCUUCACACUGGAGGCCACAUUUAGCGGGACCAUUCUCAACAGGAAAGAAUUGCGUCAUUUCAAUAUUGGGGACUACAUGGAGAUGGGUCGAGUGUUGUCACAAGUGGUGCUAGAUUAUGAAUUAGCUCAGGAAAACAAAUCUAAGCAAACUGAGGUUGUGUUGGACAUGACUCGAUAUAUCACAAACCAAGUGCUAGAACAGAGAGGCAUGAUUGGUGCACGCAUUCCUAACCUUCAUACGCUGUCCAAAAACAGCGAUGCAGACUCUGGAAUUGAUGCUAGUCAAGACAAUGGUUCCAAUAUGGAGGGAAGGUUGAGUGCUAUGGAAGACCAACUCCUAGCCCAGGAGGACUCGGGAGAUGACUUCGGACGCAAAACGGAUAGGAAGAGGAAGCCCGACUCCAAGAGUCACGCCAACCUCAGUCGGAGGGAGGUGGACAGUCUGAUAGACAACGAGUCGUUGAAGACGAUGGAUGGAUGCCUGAAAAUACUCUCUGACCUCAAUGUUCGCGAGGCCCUCCUGGAAUCUGAUUCGAGUGACAGUGAUAGUGAAUCAGAACCUGAGAUGAAAGCAAUGGAACCCAAACCAAAGAAGAAGAAACGCAGGUCGAAAAAGCAGCGAGACAAGGAACACCAGGAGAGGAAGGGCGGGUCGGGAGGGACCGAGAAGAAAUCGGAUGAACGCUCCAAGUCCCUGACGCAUUGUUUCCAAUGUAGUAGAAAUUUACAUGGGUUACCCAAAGAGAGAUACCACCGGGACAAAGAUUCCACCACCCAUUUAAACCUUAUGACCGGCCAGGCCUUGCCUUCUAUUUCUUGUUCUGAUGCUCAACAUGAUGCCCUUGGUAACCCUGGCAACCUUAAUAAAAAGGCUUUCCAAGGUUCAUUUGUCUUGCACAGAUCAAAGACAACCUCUAAUCUGGAAAAAUACAAGAAACAGACUCUGGACAGUCGAUUUGUCAGCAAGUAUGAAGGAAGGCGAAACGGGGGCAUUCCAUGCUUCUCAGAGGAGCGAAGCAUAGAGAGGGCAGCAAAGAGAAUGGCAGAGAUGAAAAAAAGGACUGAUGAUGAAAAGCAGAGAGACAUGGCCUUCUUUUCAAAUUAUCAGCAAAUGAUGGAGUACUUGAAUCGAUCGGGAGCAUCUCCCUCUCUCGACGCAAAUAGUCAACUCUCUAGUCGAUGCUCCGACACAGAAAUGCCUGAAGCCACACUUGCACGUUUCCCGCGGAGAAUCGUAACUCUUCAACAAGACCGGCCCAUGUCUCCCCACUCCCUACGACGCCACAUUCCCAUCUCCCUUGUGGAAGGUGUCCCAACCAUAGCUGAAACUCUGGCCAGAAUCCGGCCACGAGACCAUUUUAUGUCUCAAUGGACCAGAGAGUGGAUCUGUAACACAACUUUUGAUAUCUCUUCUGCCUCUAACACCGAGUCCUUCCGAGAUAUGACCCCUAAUUGCCUUCCAGCCACGAUGCCUGCAGUCCGGGACAUUAGCUCUGAGGAAGCGAGUGAUAGUGAUGUUCCUUCCUCCUCUACCAUCACGCUCGCCGCCCGCUCUAACCCCUAUAACCAGCAUAUAGAAGCCAGUAGCAAUCUGCAUCUCGCUGGCAUUGCUGCGCAAAAACGACAUAUGAGGAGUGGUUCCGUCCUGAAGACCAUCACACGGCAUAUUCCGUCCAGCUCUUCCACUCCUUCCCCCUUCUUGCCUCAUAGCAUCACCCCCAUCUCCGCGGAAAUGGAGACCACGAAAAUUGAAAAGCGUUCCCGCAUUAGCCGCACCCCAGGUCCACUGAGUGGAGUGACCCAGGAAGCAAUUAACAGAGUUUUGGGUACGAACGCGCGAGGCAGUCCACGUAUGGGCACUAUGGAUCUGACUAAGAUCUCUCCCUCGGUGCUCCAUAGGGAGUAUCUCAAUGUCAUGCUUGAACGCCUGAAAAAACGCUCACCAACACCAGUUUGAGUGCCAAAGGUAAGGGGAUUCAAGGCCAAAGUCGAUUCUUGACCCUUCUACUUGGUAGACAGCGUAAAAGACCGUCCGUCCCCAAAUCCACUCAAGCUGUUCCCUGAAUAAAGGGGGAACCUGUACUGUACUAGUCAUUUGGUGAUGACGUCACUAGUCAUGUGACAACAAUACGGAGAUACCUCAUGUUCAUUGCCAAAGCCAUGCAUCGAGAAAAACGGUUUUGGUAUGACAUCAUCGCAUAAAACUUGCCAUUCAUUGGAUAAGAAUGGGAGAGGAACGCCUUGUGUUGAUUUCAGCAAAUAUUUUUUAUUUUUGAAAUUCUUCAAAGAAAAUAACACUAAUAGGAUAAAAGUGCUAUAAAAGUUUGAUUCAACAGAGCAGGCUUUAGCCAGUGGUCUUUCAGAGUUUGUUUAGAAAACUUUGAUGGACACAUGUCAGUGAUGAAUGAUUUUACGUGAAUGCAGUAUAUAAUUAGGUCACUACAGCAAUAUCAUAACACCUAAGUGUAAUACAUGUAGUUGUGUGACAAACACAAAAUAAAGAACUUGUUGAUCAGUCCAAGCCACAACAACCCAUUCUAUUCAACCGUGUUGACUUGUUUAAAGAAAAAUACACUGUUUGAUUGUAAAUUCAUCCUCAAAAGUUUAAAAAAUGAACAGUACAGAGGUUUAUAGAUAACUGAUGAAUAAAUGUACAAAAAAGUUUCUGUUUAUAAAACGGAAUAUUGUAUAUGUUAAAUGAAUGAAAUAUUAUGUGAUAUAUUUAUUAUGAUAUGAAUUAUUUGUAUUUGAUAAUUUUAUCUAGUUUAUUGAAUAUUAAUAAAAAUACAGAAAUAUU